Messenger RNA from Gregarina niphandrodes, 3417 nucleotides. Its product is annotated as ATP-dependent DNA helicase, RecQ family protein. The record is from RefSeq and is a predicted model, not a curated record. Gene Ontology annotation, molecular function: nucleic acid binding; ATP binding; four-way junction helicase activity. The transcript is spliced from 4 exons. Lineage: Eukaryota; Apicomplexa; Conoidasida; Eugregarinorida; Gregarinidae. Gene Ontology annotation, cellular component: cytoplasm; chromosome. Bases 1 to 3417 code for a protein of 1138 amino acids. Gene Ontology annotation, biological process: double-strand break repair via homologous recombination.
AUGUCUCCUGGCGAACGCGGCAAAACCGGUGCCAGAAACAGGGGCGGGAACUGUGCUGGCGGUAGCCCUAGUCAAGCCAGCCGGAAAACGAUCAAGUCAGGUCCUAAACAGGUGUCACGAACUACCGCAGCCCGACCAGCAACAGGCUCACGGUCUGCAGUCUCGAGGUCUACCGCUGGCUCCAGGACUGCCACCGCUGGCUCCAGGACUGCCACCGCUGGCUCCAGGACUGCCACCGCUGGCUCCAGGACUGCCGCCUCUAGAUCUACGGGGUCUAGGUCUACAGGCGCCUCAAGGCCUACAGCCGCCACGAGGGGAGCAACAUCCCCGCGUAAAACCAAGGCUGCCCCAAAGCGUUCGCCAUCGAAGAAGAAAGCUUCGAGACCCAAGGCCAAAACCAAGACAGGGAAUACGGCGGUCGAUCAGCAAAUUGCACUGCCAUCAAGGCUAGGGAUUGUAGGCAGUAACUUGGCCACCAAACGCAAGGUUCCCACUUGCGCACAUUAUGGCACACAUAUCAUUCAAAACAACUUCUUCGGCUGGGUCGACCAAACACAGACUUCAUUACGACCGGAGCCUGACCUGUGUAACAACAGAGCGUCACUGCAGAUCAUGACCUUGGACGACCUGGACGAACUGGAGAACGGCCUGCACGAACUAGAUGAGCCGCUGGAACAAGCAUUGGAUCAAACGUUGAGUACAAUACCCGGUCAGUGUCUAGGUUUGCACUCCGGCUUAGAUUCCGGUCUGGACUCAGGUGUAGAUUCAAGUGCACAUUCAGCUGUAGACUCAGAUGUAAAUUCCGGAGUAGGCGACACAGAUUCGGACCCACGUUCAGGACCGAACUCCAGCUUAGGUUCUGGUUCUCAGUUAGGUUCGGAUCCUGUGUUAAGAUCGGACUCCCAGUUAAGUUCACACGAUGUGUCUGGUCAAGUACAGAAAGUGGACUUCGCUCAAUGUCUCAACAGAGAUCUGAUACCACUCAGAAACUCAGGUGAGAUCGAACUGAACAGGUCUACACGUGCUGUCUCGCCAGUUAGCACGGCGGUUAACUCGGCGGUUAACUCAGUUAAUGAGUUAACGGCCGAGUCAAUCGCUGGACACAAACUAAACGCUGAAACCUACCUAGGUGCUGGAGCUGACUUUAAGUUAGACAUGUUUGGGCCCAGCAGCUUGGACAAGAUGUUACUCAACUGGAAGUUCAUCGCUAGCAGAAGUGAAAGCACAUUACCAGACGAGAUUUCACUGCCAGGUGAGAGUGCGUUAGCAGGCGGCGCGGGGGGUGAUGAUAUAGGCACAGUGGAUGACGCGGAUUUUUUGACCAGAAAGACUAUCCAAACAGCUCGUGCAGGAGGUGCGUGGCAGACUAAGAGAUCAAACGGUGACCCAGCUGGGGCGCACGCCAAAAAGGUUCGUGAAACGGUUGGAGACGCUGACCGGCGUAAGACCUUUCCAUGCUUCAACCAAGCGGCGACUUUGAGACGCCUGCAGAACCCGCUGCACCGACUGGAGAAGAAACCCAAUGGUCUCCAACCGGUCGGGCUCGAAGCGAUUAAACAUGCGGACAGCUACAAGCCCGGAAAGAACUCCCAACCCUCGCAACUUAGGAUUCAAUCGCAACUUGGGGCACAAUCACAAGCUGGAAUCCAGUCGCAAGGAGCGGCUCACAAUAAGGCGGUGCCGAGGAAGUAUACCUUGUGUACCGCGGAGAAUUCGCCAUGGUUCCGAAAUGAUUUUUCGUGGAGUGAGCGCCUUGGUGAAUUGAACCGGGGAGUCUUUGGUCACCAGUCGUUCAGGCCCUUGCAAGAGGAAGCCUUAAACAGCCUCCUGAGCCGCAAGGACACGUUUGUGCUGCUGCCCACCGGUGGAGGCAAGUCCAUAAUUUACCAGCUCGGCGCUGUGGCCACAUCCGGCGUUUCCAUCGUCGUCAUGCCGCUCAUAUCUUUGAUGCAAGACCAACAACAGUUCUUGGACGACAGUGGAAUCGGCUGCCGUGUUCUUCAGGGGACCCAAGGAUGGGAAGAGGUAUCUUCAAUUUACGACGAAUGUUUGUCCGAUGACGCAUUGAAGGUCCUCUUCAUUACUCCUGAGAAGAUUAGCGCGUCCUCGUCGUUGGUGUCGUUGGUGCAGAAGAUGUACGAAGCAAACAGGCUUGGUCUCAUAGCGAUUGACGAAGCACAUUGUGUAUCCCAGUGGGGAAAUGACUUUCGUCCGGACUACCGGAAGAUUAAAAGGCUCCGAGAAAUUUGUCCUUCUGUACCUUUCCUGUGCUUGACUGCUUCGGCGACGCCUGAGGUCAUUAACGACGUCUGCUGCCAGCUGGCCCUGCGCGACCCGCAAGUAUUUCUAACGUCGUUCAACCGGCCAAACCUUCGAUAUAUUGUUCACGAGCGUCAGGGGACUGGCGUUGUGGAAAUCAUCAGGUUGAUCCGAGGCAAGUUCUUAAAGAGCAAUGGCGCAGCAUGCCCUGGAAUUAUCUACUGUCUGUCACGGAAAAAUUGUGAUGAGGUUGCUGUCGAACUUAAUCGCGCCGGUAUCCGGUGUAAAGCGUAUCACAGCUCAGUAAAUAACAGGGAGACGAUACAGAAGCAGUGGAUGAAUGAUGAAUUCUCAGUCAUGGUCGCCACGAUUGCAUUCGGAAUGGGCAUCAACAAGAAGGACGUUCGUUUUGUUAUACAUCUUGCUAUGCCCAAUUGUAUAGAAAACUAUUACCAAGAAUCCGGACGGGCCGGUAGGGACGGAGAAGUGGGUGAAUGUCAUCUAUUUUAUAGUCCGAAAGACAAAUCGCGACAUCAAAUGCUACAGGACGCCAACUCCAACUUAGCGCACAAGAAAACCUCGUUGAAUGGAAUACUUGAAUACUGUACCGAUGUUAAGACAUGUAGGCGCGUACUGUUAAUGGCCCAUUUUGGGCAGCACUUUGACAAAUCGAACUGUCUGUUGAAAUGUGAUAAUUGCGCGACCACAAAAUCGGUUAGCACACGUGUGUGCGGGGCGCAGGUCAAUCGCAUAAUCGACAUUAUUGCUGCGCUGAACGUCAAGAACACAAGAUCGUGGUCUCCGGACUUGACAUUGAUCGAUCUCCGAAACAUCUUAUUGGGACACAAGAUAAAAAAGCUUCAGUUUUUCGAAGCCCAACUGAAGGAAUGCCAAGGAUUCGGCUACAUGAAACAACAGGGUUGGAAUGAGAGUGACACCCAAUCCUUGCUACAGAAGAUGAUUUCGUGUAAAGUUCUUGGCGAGAAGGUGAAGAAGCUGCCCAACAAAGGAGUGGCCACCUAUAUAUAUCCUGGUCCGCAGGCCUUCAAUGGAGCACGACUGUUAAACACUAUUGAGUUACUGGGGAAGGGUGAGUCAGAUGGUGCGAACGCGCCACUCGGCACAGCGCUCCAUAAUGAGCCCGACUAUUUUAGUUAG